Molecule: messenger RNA, 845 nt
Organism: Cryptomeria japonica (Japanese cedar)
Lineage: Eukaryota; Viridiplantae; Streptophyta; Pinopsida; Cupressales; Cupressaceae
Product: lachrymatory-factor synthase-like
Exons: 1
Coding region: 268-693 (141 amino acids)
Source: RefSeq, a predicted model, not a curated record
GUGCUCUAAUCUCCCAUCAUCUCUUCACUGGACAAAACCCCAAUCUGCCAUGUUCGUCUCCAUUAUCCAACUCUAUGAGCUUCUUGACAGCCGGCGUCCGACUCGGUGAAGAACCAUAUCAAUGCAUGGCUAUCUAUUUCUUUUAAUUCAUUUAACUUCUACAGCGCGGCAACCGCAAUUUGAAUUUGGUUUGAUUUGUCUUAUGGGCGGGAAUUUGAAUUUGGUUUAAGUGUGUGAUGUUUAAGCCGUGCCGUAGAAACCAAGGUGAUGGCACCGCUGGAGGUUGUGUGGAAGAUAGUGAGUGACUUUUACGAGUCAUAUAAGUGGUUUCCUGGCAUGAAAUCGUGUGAAAGAGUGGAGGGAGCGCCUGAAAAGGGCGUGGGCUCUGUGCGUCGCUGUGUAACAUCCGUACAGGAGGGCAAUGACUCUUUUGGCGUAGAGAAGCUCAUCGCUGUGGACGAUACUAACCAUUCAUAUAGUUAUCGUUUGACAGACACCAACAUGCAGGGCUUUGAUGGCUACCAGGCUACCAUUAAAGUCUGUGAAGCAAAGGAAGAGGGCAACUGUUUGCUGAAAUGGUCUUUCGAGUUGAACCCUGCCGCUGGACAUUCCAAAGAGGAUACUGAGGGCUUUUUAAGCUCUGCUGUCACUGCCAUGACCAAGAAUCUCGAACAGCUCGCUUCUUCACAGUAACGCCUCUAGUUUUUAUUUAUUAGGUUGAUUUCAUAUAUGUGGGGUGUUUUUGCUAGCCUGCUUGUGUUAAGUGAUGUCUGUUCUUAUAGACUUUGGUGUGUUUUUCUUAGGGUUUGAGUAAUAACUGGUCAUGCCUGUGUUUAAGUGAUAGA